AUGGGUGAAGAUUUAGCAGAUGUUCAGCCUAGAACGCCGUGGCAGUCCAUUAGGGGCAUAAGCCGACUGUUCGCGAUAGGUGCUCGUCUGUGGUUGCUCUUCGGUUUUGUGAUCGGAUUUGGAUCCCUUAUUACAUCCAUUUGGAUUCUGUUCGCUGAUUUCGUUGACAAAGGCGUUUCCAAUCAAUGGCGUGGAGUGUCGCUGUUCCUGCAGAACUUUCUGAUUUUCGUCGCUUCGUUAGUAUAUAAAUUUGGUCGAACUGAAGAGGUCUGGGGUUGA
Molecule: messenger RNA, 279 nt
Organism: Soboliphyme baturini
Lineage: Eukaryota; Metazoa; Nematoda; Enoplea; Dioctophymatida; Soboliphymatidae
Source: the annotation of a GenBank genome assembly